Limulus polyphemus (Atlantic horseshoe crab) is the source of this 890-nucleotide messenger RNA. It is a transcript of the gene Arl6, whose product is annotated as ADP-ribosylation factor-like protein 6. Gene Ontology annotation, cellular component: cytoplasm; axoneme. Gene Ontology annotation, molecular function: GTPase activity; GTP binding. Lineage: Eukaryota; Metazoa; Arthropoda; Merostomata; Xiphosura; Limulidae. The coding region runs from base 148 to 720 and encodes 190 amino acids. The record is from RefSeq and is a predicted model, not a curated record. The transcript has a single exon. Gene Ontology annotation, biological process: vesicle-mediated transport; intracellular protein transport; protein localization to cilium.
UUUGGUCCGAAUUCUAAUCUUUGUGACUAUAGGUAGAACUAGGAUAUUCGUAUUAUUAAUAUUAUAAGUGUUUGAUAAUUGAUACACAUAUCGAGAUUAUACUCGUAUAAGGUUUUUGCACAUCAAAUAGCUAUAUAAUUAAAAAUCAUGGGGUUAUUUAGCAAACUUGCUUCAUUAUUAGGCUUUAAAAGGAAAGAAGCUAGUAUUUUGGUCGUUGGUCUAGAUAACAGUGGAAAAAGUACUAUUAUAAAUCAUUUUAAAUCAGAGGAAGAUAAAACCAUUGACAUUGUACCAACAGUUGGAUUAAAUGUUGAGAAGUUUAAGGUGAAAAGUUUAGGCUUCAUAGCGUUUGAUAUGUCUGGACAGGGCAGGUACAGAAAUUUAUGGGAGCAUUAUUAUCAAGAUGUUAAUGGUAUUAUUUUUGUUGUUGACAGCAGCGACAGCCUGAGAAUUAUAGUUGCUAAGGAUGAGCUGGACAUGAUGCUCCAGCACAAAGACAUUAAAGAUCGAAAUAUUCCAAUUUUAUUUUUUGCAAAUAAAAUGGAUCUGAGAGAAGCCUUAAGUAGUGUGAAGGUGAGCCAAGCUUUGGGACUAGAUAACAUGAAAUCUAAGUCUUGGCAUAUUUGUGCAAGCAAUGCUCUUACGGGUGAAGGUUUACAGGAGGGUGUGGAGUGGAUCACAGAUCAGCUGAAGUAUAUGGUUGAGCAGAACAAACGGUGAAUUUUGAUGUGCAGUAUUCAGUUGUUGAUACUUAUUUGCACCAAUAUGUGUUACUUAAGCUUCCGUCCAGCAUUUCAGAGAGAGAAAGAAAAAUGCACCAUUAUGUUUGAACAAGAUAUAUCUUAGAAACAUUAUUAUGAUAAUUUUAAGUCAUGACUGAAACAUUCAGA